AGGUCACGAGCGUGUCAUCUGGGCAUAUGCUCUCUUUAUAUGUGAGAUCUAGGAAGAACCCUUGCUCGAUCAGGUAUUCCAAGUUCUUCGUGAUUUAUAUAGCGAUACAUCCCACCGUGUAAAUAAGCGAGGAUCUUGGACAGAAUGCCCUGCAGUCCGCCAUCUUACCUGUUCAUUAUUGUCACUGGUGUACUGCUUGUGCUUGUGCACUCCCAGACCUCCUUAGAUGAAGACUUUAUAAGCAUCGAUUGUGGCCUUCCCAGUGGCUUUAGCUAUGUGGAUGAGAAGACAAAUAUCACAUAUAUUUCAGAUGAUCAGUACAUAGACACGGGAGAAAACCACAACAUUUCUUCACAACUCCAAGGGGCAGAACAAUUCAGAUCAGGUUUAAAUCUCAGAAGUUUUCCUACAGGAGGUAGGAAUUGCUAUACUCUUUAUCCUGCCAUAAAAGGUCAGAAGUAUCUUAUAAGAGGAAUGUUCAUGCAUGGGAAUUACGAUAACAAAGGCCAGGAUCUUGUAAGCUCACCAGUGACAUUCGACAUCCGCAUCGGGCUCAACUUCUGGAACCGGCUGAACAUAAUCAAUGCAACCAUGACUUACACAUCUGAAGCUAUCGUAGUUGCCAUUGUAAAUUCAGUAUCAGUUUGUUUGGUUGAUAAUGGAGAAGGAACUCCUUUCAUAUCAUCGUUGGAAAUGAGGCCAAUGAAGAGUUCAAAUUACCCUGCAGCAACACCAAAUCAUCCCCUUUUGCUUCAGGAUCGACGAAGCAUGGGCGCAAGUAGAAUAAUUAGGUAUCCAGAUGAUCCCUACGACCGUGUAUGGUGGCUGCCACAGAUUACAUCUGGGUUGAUAAAGAUUUCCACAAGAAGCUUGAUCAGCCGCUACACUGAUGAUGUAUAUGAGGUGCCAGUUGCAGUCCUGAAGACAGCCGCCACAACAUCAUCGACCUCUACCGCCCUGAAUUUCUUGUGGGCUGCUCCAACAGGCUGGGACGCAACACCUGGAUACUUGAUUGGCUUACACUUCACUGACUUCCAGCAGGGGCAGCUGCGUGAGUUCGACAUAUACUACAACAACGACCUGUGGAACUAUGAUAAUAAGAAAACAAAACCGCCCUAUCUCCUGGCUAAUUAUAUCAAUGGCACCACUCCAUACACGUCUGACAAUUAUCUAUACAACAUCUCACUCGUUGCCACCAAUGCAUCUGUGCUGCCCCCCAUGCUCAAUGCCAUUGAAAUAUACUACCAAGUCCAACAAGAUGAGAAGAUGACCUACUCGGAAGAUGUUGAAGCCAUGAUGACUGUUAAAAUUGAUUAUCAAGUGAAGAAAAAUUGGAUGGGUGACCCAUGCUUACCAGAAAAGUACACAUGGAGUGGCUUGAAAUGUAGAAGUCAAGGAGUUACGUCAAGAAUUAUAUCCUUAGACUUGUCCAGUAGUGAUUUGCAGGGUGCAAUAUCUGAACAAUUUUCCAUGCUCAGGUCACUCGAAUACUUGAAUUUGUCGAACAAUGAUUUAACUGGAUCACUACCUGAAUCCUUGACAAACUUACCAAAUAUCCAUGUUCUAGAUCUAUCAGGAAACCAACUAAAUGGUACAUUCCCUGAAGCAUUAUGCAAAAAUCGAGCGCUCACAUUGAGGUAUGACACGGCAAAUGGAGAUCCAUGCAGUCCAAGAUCAUCAAAGAAGAAACAUAAAGCAGUCUUAGCAGUUGCUGUAGUGGUUCCAGUGGUGAUAGUAGUUAUACUUAUAUCUGCUAUGCUGAUGCUACUUUUCUGGAAAAAGCAAGCCAUUGUGAAGUCUAGAGGUCAAGAACAAUAUGGAGAUCAUAUACAUAUUCCUGAAAACCGUGAGUUCACAUAUGAGGAGUUAGUGAAAAUUACAAACAAUUUCUCAGUAUUCAUAGGUGAAGGCGGAUUUGGGCCUGUUUUUCAUGGUCAGUUAAAAGAUGGCACUCAGUUGGCUGUUAAGAUGCGCUCUCCGACAUCAAUGUCAGGGAAGGGAAUGCCAGAGUUUUUAGCUGAGGUCGAGAGUUUAACAACUGUACACCACAGGUAUCUGGUUUUAUUGGUUGGUUACUGCACUGACCAGGAUCAUUUAGGUCUUGUUUACGAGUAUAUGCCUAAUGGAAGCCUUUAUGAUCAUUUGAGAGGAAAAAAUGCUAUUAUCCAGAGAUUAAGUUGGCAACAUCGAGCAAAAAUUGCACACGAAGCUGCCCAAGGUCUGGACUACCUGCACACAGGAUGUGUGUUGCCUAUAGUUCACAGAGAUGUUAAGUCACACAACAUUCUUCUAGGGUGUGACCUAACUGCAAAAAUAUCAGAUUUUGGAUUGUCAAAGUCAUAUCUGAAUGUUGCACAGAGUCACAUUACAGCCACUGCUGCUGGCACCCUAGGCUACAUUGACCCAGAGUACUGUCUUAGUGGCAGACUUACUAUUAGCAGUGAUGUCUUCAGCUUUGGAGUAGUUCUGCUAGAGAUUGUAACAGGGGAGCCUCCCAUCAUACCCACAAAUGGACAUAUUGUGCAGCGCAUAAAAGAGAAGGUUAAUAUGGGAAAUAUUGAGGCAAUUGCUGAUCCGCGACUUCAUGGUGAGUUUGAUAUCAGCUCAAUUUGGAAGGUUGUGGACAUAGCGCUGUUGUGCACAAAAGAGGCAUCUAGUGAAAGGCCAACGAUGAGUAUGGUGGUAGCACAGCUAAAGGAUGCCCUAGCAUUGGAAGAAGCCCGUUUAAGCUACAGUACCAGUGACAUUAGCCAAGGUGGUGCCAAUGCCGAAUUGUCAAUCAACUCCAUGCCAACAGCGAGGUAAUUAAGCCGAGAACCGUUAAAAAUAAUAAUUAAGAAAACAGCAAUGGAUAAAGGACAUGUAUGUCUGUCCACAGUGUUGCAAUAGAUUUUCCAAAUCCUAUGUAUAUUUCCAAAUUUCCAGCAUUGUUCUGUAAUGUGUGUUAAGAGGAACAUUUAGAACCCAAACAUAGCAAGCAUAUAGUAUCUCUCAGUAACUAUGUAACAUGAAUUUAAUUUUUAAAAGCUUAAGUAAUCUGGAGGAGUAUGCCAAGAAAAGCCUACUACCAGCGGUUGCGCUUUUUGCACUUU
Oryza sativa Japonica Group (Japanese rice) is the source of this 3092-nucleotide messenger RNA. RefSeq names its product senescence-induced receptor-like serine/threonine-protein kinase. The record is from RefSeq and is a predicted model, not a curated record. Lineage: Eukaryota; Viridiplantae; Streptophyta; Magnoliopsida; Poales; Poaceae. Gene Ontology annotation, biological process: protein phosphorylation. Gene Ontology annotation, molecular function: protein binding; protein kinase activity; ATP binding.